UUAUCAGUUUUACAUGAGCAAGUUCAUUAGUGAACAGUGGACGAGCUGUAUUAAUCAUCAUCAUCAAUUUCCAUUCUAGCAUUGCUACCGCCGCAAGUUCCGCUUUCUGAAUUCUGAUAUUAGUGUUCAGUGAAUAUCAAAUAGUGAAUUCUUCGCAAUUUCGUGUGAUCUUGUGGUUGGACCACCUGUCAUCCACAUCAGUAUAGUGGUGUCUCGCCUACAGGUGUCAGUAUCCUCAGGAAGUUUGUAGAGACGCAUUCACCUCAAGAUGUCUUUAGACGAACAAUUUAACAAAGCCGUCGAAGAUGUCAAGAACUUGGUCAAAACCCCUGCAGAUGAUGAACUUCUUGAAAUUUAUGCUUUGUAUAAGCAAGGAACAGUAGGAGAUGUUAAUACAGAUCGACCAGGUAUGUUUGAUUUAAAAGGAAAAGCCAAGUGGGAUGCAUGGAAUGGCAAGAAAGGGACAUCCUCUGAGGCGGCAAAACAGUCAUAUGUUGCCACUGUACAAAAAUUGAUAGAAAAAUAUGGAUUGAAAUAAAGGACCAUUUCCUUGAUGUAUUAUAUAAGUGGGUCAAUUUUCCUUUCGUUACGAUUUACUUUAAAAAUUUGAGAUUUAUUCUUCAUUACAGAAGUGUUUUUCUGUUUUCAAGUGCCUGGGACUGUUACUUUAGAGGUGGCAACUGUAAUCCUUUUUAAUCUCGGAAAACACUUUUUUCUGGUGUAAGUGCUGUGUUAUGAUAAUGCUUUUUCUAUGUAACUUCCCUGAUGACUGACCUUGAUGCUAUUUAUGUUUUAUGAAGUACGGUCUUCAUGAUAAAUUUCUUCCUAUUGACCGAAUUAUGUUUCCUUUUUUUCCCUCUUAUUUUUGCUUUUUCUUUUUUCUUAGAACAAAAGACAGCUUUAGUUUUCACUUCCACAAGGCAUUCUUUUAAAAAAGAAUUUAUUUAACCUGUAUUAAAAAUAAUUUUUCACUUAGUGGAAUAUUUAAGUGGAUAAUACUAAUGAUGCUUAAGUGGAUCUUUAAUUAAGACAAAAAUGCGAAGAGAAAUAUUAUUAUUUAGCCAAAAUGUUUGUUUUUUCUUCUUUGAGAAGAUUACAAAUAACUUUCAACUUUCUUUUCUCGUUAUAUAAUGUGAUCUUGUCUGUUUCAUUGCUGUAUCCUUUCUUUUAUUUUUCGUUGUACGUUUUAUUUUUUACAAAGCAAUAUAUGCGAAUCAAUAAAAACAAAA
Messenger RNA from Bemisia tabaci, 1229 nucleotides. RefSeq names its product putative acyl-CoA-binding protein. Lineage: Eukaryota; Metazoa; Arthropoda; Insecta; Hemiptera; Aleyrodidae. The record is from RefSeq and is a predicted model, not a curated record. Gene Ontology annotation, molecular function: fatty-acyl-CoA binding. Gene Ontology annotation, biological process: fatty acid metabolic process.